GCAGAGCAUUGUGUCCCUCCUGGAGAGGGUCAUGUUGUGAGGACCAGGAAGUGACAGCACGAGAGGGCAGUAGAUAACUUCCGCCCUUACACAGACACACCGAGCUGAGGAGGAUUCAGAGGAGACGGAGUGAUUUCACUGUUUAUACCAGCUCAGACAUCCAAAAUCCAUGUAUUCUCCAGUCAUCUUUUGUGUGUCUAAAUUGUUGUCUUGGAAACCAUGGAUUACUGGGAGGCAGCUGAAGUUCCUGAAGCCAUGGACUGGCGGUGCAUUGUCCCAGAGCACAGGAGCAAAGGAUUCUUCCUUUGAUUUACUAAAACUCGAUGAGAAAGAAUUGGAAGAACAGUUUGUUAGAGGACAUGGCCCAGGAGGACAAGCUACUAAUAAAACCAGUAACUGUGUAGUGCUAAAGCAUAUUCCUUCUGGUAUUGUAGUAAAGUGUCACCAAACCAGAUCAGUGGAGAUCAACAGGAUAAGAGCAAGAAGAAUUCUUCAAGGAAAAAUUGAUGUUUUCUAUAAAGGAGAAAGUAGUGAUAUCCACAAGCACAAAGAAGAGGCAGAAAGAAAAAAACAAGAAAAAAGGAAAAAAGCCAAGGACAAUUUAGAAAAGAAAAAACAUUUCAAAGAGAUGCAGCACUUAGAAAGCAAGGAAUAAUAGAUCUUGUAACCACAGGUGUGCAUAUAAUGAAUGGACUGGUCUCCCACAACAUGAGAUCUCUGUCUUGUGUAAAAACUUUGAUUACUGUUGCAGAUCAUACUUUGAUCUAAUACAGAGACACCUAUUUUAAGGUGGUUAGAAAGAAUAUGUUUAUUGAAAAGAUAGUGGGGGGUUUUUGGCCCAGGUAUUUCUGUUAGAGAGAAGUGAAAAUAGUGAAAUAUCAUUGGAAUGCCAUUACUGUAAAAGUAUCUUAAAGCCCAUACACACUAGACGAGAAAGUAAAAGAUCUCGCUCAGAAGGGCCAAUCUGAGCGAGAUCUUUUACAAUCUUGUCUAGUGUGUACACUCAAUGUUGCGCAUCGUUAACAAAUGCCCUCCCUCGUCUGAACAUGUACAGAUGAGGGAGGUCCUCGUUAACAACGGCCAUGCUAAAGAUAGAGCAUGGCCGUCGCUCCCUUCCCCGACGGCAUCGGCAAGUGUGUAUACACUUGCCGAUGCUGGCAACCCGCCGCAGCCAAUAUCUAUAUUAUAUAUAUCUAUAUAUAUACUGGCUUACUCCAUAUUAUAUUGGUGCUCUCCUAAAAGAGUGUACUGUAUUUAGUUUGUUUUUUGUGUUUUUUCUUAUAAACCGUUUUAAUAAAUAUAUUUAAAUAUAA
Molecule: messenger RNA, 1313 nt
Organism: Pseudophryne corroboree (corroboree frog)
Lineage: Eukaryota; Metazoa; Chordata; Amphibia; Anura; Myobatrachidae
Gene: MTRFR
Product: mitochondrial translation release factor in rescue
Exons: 4
Coding region: 170-655 (161 amino acids)
Biological process (GO): translational termination
Cellular component (GO): mitochondrion
Molecular function (GO): translation release factor activity
Source: RefSeq, a predicted model, not a curated record